Molecule: messenger RNA, 2005 nt
Organism: Xylona heveae TC161
Lineage: Eukaryota; Fungi; Ascomycota; Xylonomycetes; Xylonales; Xylonaceae
Exons: 3
Coding region: 136-1803 (555 amino acids)
Biological process (GO): regulation of DNA-templated transcription; chromatin organization
Cellular component (GO): nucleus
Molecular function (GO): chromatin binding; DNA binding
Source: RefSeq, a predicted model, not a curated record
CAUUUUAGAGCAGCCCUGAGGGAAUUUUUCUCAAAUAAUCAAAUAAUCUGAAUCGCGAAUAUCUGAACGUCUGUAGCUCAAAGUUUCGAUCAAUUCGCAAAGGCUGGCUGCUGCGCUUCUAGACCUCCGCAAAGGAUGGAACCGCCAGCUCAAUCAGCUCAAGCUCUUUCAGCUAGCCAGCAGCAGCAAGAACAGCAAUUAGAGACGCAGAAAUCGCAUCCGGGAAACAGUAGAAUUGCGACAACAGAAGGCAAUGUAUCAACGGACCAUAUUGGUUCCGAUUCAUCACCUUUGUCGAAAUCAGCAGCAACAACAUCCCUCUUGGACUUUUCCGGAGCGCGAUUUCCGCAAUUAUCAGCGUCCACUACUGAAAUUCUCAAGCGCAUGAAGGAAAAUCCUGCGGCUAUGCAAGGAUGGGAGGCUGCAAGAGAACAGGUGCUAAAGCGCAUGGUUACAAGUCACAAUAUGCCCACACCACCAUUAAAUACGUCAUCACGAGGCGGGCGUGGACGGGGUAGAGGACGGUCCACGGGCAGUCCAGCCGCACGAGGUACUAUCAAAGUUGAGACGCCUACAAGUGUGAAACUAUCAGAAUCAACGACGGUUACACCUUCGUCAGCGGGAAGAGGCCGAGGCAGAGGCCGAGGAGGAGGAUCAUCAGCAAGCCGUGGCAGCGGAGCCAGAAGGAGAGGAGCGAAAAGAAAAAGCGCACCGCAUGAUUCAGGAAAUGACAGUGAUGGAUCUGAUAUUUCAGACUAUACACCACUUCCCACCAAGACGAAAUCUGGACGACACAUUCAUCGACCAACACCUUUCACACCUGCCUUGGCUACUCCUACGAACCCAAACUCCAUGCGCGGACGGCGCGGAUACAAGCGCGCCCCUGAAGCCACCGUAUGCAAAAUAUGUCUGCGCGGACCAAGCCCCGCAUCCAACAUGAUUGUCUUCUGCGAUGGUUGCAACGCUUCGUAUCAUCAAUUCUGUCAUGGGCCCCCGAUUCCCGCAGAAGUCGUGCGUAUUCCUGAACGAGAAUGGUUCUGCAUCACUUGCACCGCUCCGAAGGAGAAGGAGAAGGAGAAGAACAAGAAGAGGAAGCAGGAACAUGCGUCUGAACCUGUAGUGCUAGCCAAAACUUCCUCACUAACUUCUAUCCCUGCUAAUGCGGGACACCGCGUGAGUGGCGACGGCCUUACAGCUGAGCAGAAACACGCAUAUCUCAGUGCAUUACCACAUGCGCACCUCGUUGACCUCCUCCUCCACGCCAUCUCUUUACAUCCCUCACUCCCUGUUUUCCCUGCCCGGACAACAGGCCCUCUCAAAAGUGGUUCCGCACAAGCUGCAAAGUCCAAUGGAAACAAUGACGUCUCCUCUACACCCUUGACUUUGGCGCACGAUUCCUCUCUAUUACCAUCCUUAUCAUCAUCUUCUUCCUCUGGCCUAAAUCUAUUACCGUCUUCAUCAACAACAAUAUCCUCCGCUCCUAGUUACACUGUCUCCCAAUUAGCCGACAAUAACAAGGACAUCGACAACGACGUGGAAUUAGACCUCAUGGAACCGGAAGCGGAAGCAAACGCUGCUAAUGAUGAUGUCGAGGGAGACUUACUUGACCCUCCGUACCCCAAAGCUGGCAAUGGGGUUCUACUACCGCCCGAAAGCGACGACAUUGCCUGGCUGAUUGACGACAGUAUUGGCGUGUUCAGCCACGCGUGGCGCGAUGGCGAGGAUGGCGAGUUUCAAUCUCUUUCGCAGCCGAAUCAGCCGCCUCAGCCGCCUGCGGAUUCCUUGGGUGCUAUUGCUACCUGAGCCCUCUUUUUUCUUCUUUCAUUUCGUUUUCAAGUCAUUUUGUCUUCCUUUCCCCCCUUUUUUUUUUCUUCAUUUUGUUGUCUUGUUCCCCCUUUUUCUUUUCUUUUCGUCUUCCUUUUCUUCUUUUCCUCUUUUCCUCUUUCCCUCUUUCUUUCUUUCUGGUUUGUUUUUGUUUUUUUUUUUUUUUUUUUUGUUUUUUUUU